GGCGCCCGUGGGCGCCCGAUAUUAACGAAACGAACGCGAUCUCGAUAGCCUCGUCAAGAAUUUAUCGAUCGACAACGCACUUCCAUUCUGUGUAAAUGAUUACGCAAACGGGCCAUGCAUUUGCAUCGAAUCAUUGUGCGUUCGGGGAGCCGCGAACUUCGACACCGUAACAAAAGAAAAUAUGCCACCUCAGUUGCUUCCGAGCAUUCGAGACAUUCGUUCGAAAUAGCUCCUACACGUUGGACACGCUGCUCUCCUUCCAAAACUCUGUACAGAUUUCCGGAAUAUUCAGCGAGAAAAGUCGAGCAGGAGAAUGACGAAGACGUACACUUGGGAGGAAGUCGCGAAGCACAACAGCGACAAAGAUCUAUGGAUGGUGUACCAAGAUGGCGUGUACGACCUGACCAAGUUUUUCAAGGAACAUCCAGGUGGCGAGGAAGUGUUGUUGGAUCUUGCUGGCAAGGACGGAACCAGCUGUUUCGACGACAUCGGUCAUUCCGGGGAGGCUAUACAGCUGAGAGAGUCGUACAAAAUCGGGACGGUAGUCGGACCUACCCUCGCAGAGGCUUCCUCGAGCGGCGUGCAAAGCACGACGACGGACGAUGACAACUGGGAGUACGAGCCGCCCAAGUACGAAACUUCACCCUGGCAGCCGGUGUUCAUCGCAGCUGGUGUCGCCAUUUAUGCAUUCAUCAUUUAUUACUUCUGGUACUCGUAAGGCAAAUAAAAUUAAGAAGAAUCCACGAUCCUAACGAA
This is a messenger RNA of Eufriesea mexicana, 756 nucleotides long. RefSeq names its product cytochrome b5. Gene Ontology annotation, cellular component: intracellular membrane-bounded organelle; membrane. The record is from RefSeq and is a predicted model, not a curated record. Lineage: Eukaryota; Metazoa; Arthropoda; Insecta; Hymenoptera; Apidae. Gene Ontology annotation, molecular function: heme binding. The coding region runs from base 314 to 718 and encodes 134 amino acids. The transcript is spliced from 3 exons.